Daphnia carinata is the source of this 885-nucleotide messenger RNA. RefSeq names its product ER membrane protein complex subunit 3-like (gene EMC3). Gene Ontology annotation, cellular component: EMC complex; membrane. The record is from RefSeq and is a predicted model, not a curated record. Gene Ontology annotation, biological process: protein folding in endoplasmic reticulum. Bases 65 to 814 code for a protein of 249 amino acids. The transcript has 4 exons. Lineage: Eukaryota; Metazoa; Arthropoda; Branchiopoda; Diplostraca; Daphniidae.
CGUCUGCUGUUUGGCGUUGACGUUUCUGUCUCGCCUAAUUAGUAAAUAAUUGUAAUUUAGAAAAAUGGCAGAACUAUUAUUGGAUUCAAAUAUUCGAUUCUGGGUAUUUUUACCCAUCAUUAUGAUAACCUUUCUAGUGGGCAUCCUUCGUCACUACUUCUCUCUAAUUAUAGCCAGUCAAAAGAAAGUUGAAUUACUCCAGGUUCAAGAUAGCCAGGCGCUGGUUCGCUCUAGGCUGCUGCGUGAAAAUGGAAAAUUUUUGCCAAGGCAAGCUUUCUUAAUGCGAAGACAUUUCUUCAACAGCGAAGAUAUGGGCUACUUUAAAACACAGAAACGAGCUGCCCCCACAACCAAUCCCAUGACAGAUCCAAAUGCUAUGACAGAUAUGCUGAAGGGAAAUGUCACAAAUGUUCUCCCUAUGAUUAUUAUUGGAGGGUGGAUCAAUUGGGCCUUUUCAGGAUUUGUUACAACAAAGGUGCCAUUCCCUCUAACAUUGAGAUUCAAACCAAUGUUGCAAAGAGGUGUUGAACUUGUAUCGUUGGAUGCUUCAUGGGUCUCAUCAGCUUCAUGGUAUUUCUUGAAUGUUUUCGGAUUACGCAGUAUAUACUCUCUAGUCCUUGGAGAAAACAAUGCUGCCGAUCAGACCAAAGCCAUGGCUGACCAGAUGUCUGGCGCAGCCAUGGCCAUGCCGCAGGACCCCAAAGCAGCCUUCAAGGCAGAAUGGGAAUCGCUGGAGAUUGUCCAGCACCAGUGGGCCCUGAGGAAUGUGGAAGCAGAAUUACUUGGCACUACCUCUCAUAGCAAAACAGAUUAGAUGAAUUAUUAUUCUAUUGGUUUUCUGUAUUACAUUUGUCUGUAAACGUAGAAUAAAUACCUUGAAUUCUA